Episyrphus balteatus (marmalade hoverfly) is the source of this 1279-nucleotide messenger RNA. RefSeq lists its product as uncharacterized. Lineage: Eukaryota; Metazoa; Arthropoda; Insecta; Diptera; Syrphidae. Bases 193 to 660 code for a protein of 155 amino acids. The record is from RefSeq and is a predicted model, not a curated record. The transcript is spliced from 2 exons.
ACUAUUUUCAAAGUCGUUUUUAAACUCCAGCUUAUCUUAGACUGGGGUUUAUCCAAUGUUAUUUGAAUAGGAUAAACCCCAGUCCCUCUUAGUAACAGCUGAGUAACAGCCAGUACCCAAUUCAAGGAACUAUCGUCCAAAAUAGAUGAAAUUUUGGAAAGACAGCGUUCCACUGAGGUGAAGGUGCAGGCCAUGCAAGGAAUGCUGGAGGCAUUCAUGGCGAAGUCCGAAGUUUCGGUCAAUUUGUUGGCGUCCAAAAUUGGAAAAGACAAUCCAGAAGAAGUGGAUGAGGAACUGCAACUUGAUGAAAUUUUCCCACUUACCUCUGUCCAACAAAUUGAGGAAAUGGAGGAAAAACUCCAUCAAAAUGGAUUGUUAAAAAAAAAAUUGGUCCGUAAGUUGAGCUCAUAUGGGGGGGUCAACGGAAUGAAAACGAUCCGCACUAUUUGCAAGUGCAUUUUUACAGAUCCACUACUGGCAGAACAUUCUUGGCUGGGGACUAAUGCCAAAAAAAGUUUCAGCCAAUACAAGUUCCUAAAUAAAACUAUAUUGGAAGCGGUCCCAUCAAAGUACCCCACUUAUAGUGAAGCCGAGGGUGCUUCAUUUUUUAAAUCCUUUUUGAAGCAAGCCCCAUUUCCAAUGGGAAAACCGUCCACGUAAGUUAAAAAAUAAAAUUAUAAUCAACAUUUAAGUUAACAUUUUUCUCUUUACAGAAAUACCAGUUCCAACACCAGCUCCUUUGCCUCUGACGGGCAAUCCACAACAUAAUUAAGUUAAGCUAUUUUUUAUUUUUAGUUUUAGUUUUAGUUUUACUUUAAGUUUUAGUUUUAGUUUUACUUCAUUAAAUAAUGUUUCACUAAACUUAAAUUUCAGCGUUCUUAUUUCAAAUAUUAAAUUUUCAGCUGGGAAGAAUCUUAUGGUUUGCAGCAUGUUGGUAAGCAAACAUUUUAUAGGUUUUUUAAAAUCUGUAAAUAACCGGAUAUAAAAAAGCCGUGAAAUAACAUUUUACAGAUUUUAUAAAAAACUAUAAAUAAACGGUUAUAAAAAAACCGUCAAGUAACGUUUAUUACAGGUUUUAUAAGAACCUGUACGAAGUUAUUUACAGGUUUUAUAAAAACUGUAGAUAAACGGUUAUAAAAAAAACCGUCAAAUAACGUUUAUUAUAGGUUUUAUAAAAACCUGUACAACGUUUAUUACGGGUUUUAAAAAAACUGGAGGAAAACGGUUUUAAAAAAACCGUCAAAUAACGUUUAUUAUAGGUUUUAUAAAAACCUGUACA